AGAGAAAAAAAAAUAGGAUUAGGAGAAUAAAACACCUUCCCUACUUUUCGUUUCUGCUCAAAUCUCUUCUCCCGAACUAGCUAUUUGUGAAGUGGGUCUCUGGUUAACGCCGAGACCAGCCUCUCGCUGCCCACCUUUUCACGAUGCUGCUGGACAGAAAAGCCCUCGUCUAGACACUUCGACAAGAAGAGUUAUAAACAUUUUCAGGGUUGGAGUUGGGGUCACUGUUGAAUUUUCCCUGCACUCCGUUUAAGCGGCGAUGGCUAAAAAGUGGUACCUAAGUGAUACUGAGGAUGAAGAUAUACUUGUGGCGAUGGACAGAAGUUAUAUUGAUCCUUUUCAGGAACAUAUUGAGAAGCUAAUUGCGGUGGAUAAGAAGGAUGAUCUUGUUGAUUUUAUAAGAAGCCAAGUUGAUAAACUUAUUGAGGACUUUAAUAGAAAUGGCUCUCGACUGGCAUACUCCAUCCUCUAUAAGUGUGUACAUUCUAGUGCACUUAAUUGUGCAGCAGCACUAUUGGAAGAGGAGACUGAUCUGACCCAAUAUUUUAAAUUGCCUGGAUUAAAUUUGCUCCAUACUGCCGCAGAUGCUUUAUCUCUUAAGAUGACGAGGUAUUUUCUCAAAUUUGGCAUGCGGGCGGAUGAGAAAGCUACUGGUAUUCAUACACAUGGUUGUCAGAUGUUACUACCUAUUGACUUUGCUGUUCAGUCUGUUAGGAGGAGGGUUUUCUGGACCCAAGAACAGUCACUUUACAGGUUGAUUUUUAGACUUGUUCCACAGGGAAUGUAUGGGCCAAGACAAACUAUGAAGUUGCUCAUGCAUGAGAUAUCUUCCUCAGAGGCUUCUGAAAUUAUAUGUCGUUAUGCUACAGAAGGGAAAAUAAUUGAGUUAGCCUCUCUGCUUAUAGCAUCAUCGGAAGGCCAUCUGACAGUUGAUAAUCUUUACAUGCCCGGUAAUGAUGCCUCUGGGUACCGGAUCACCUUGCGUCAGUACAUCGUUAAAAAAAUAGUAGCAUUAACAAAUGACGUGUGUGAUCUAGAGCUCAUGGAAAGCAACAAGUUAGCUGAGUGCAGAGAAAUGCAGAAUUCAAUGAUGUCUAUACUGAUGUUGCUUGAAAUUUUUUUGAGGACUGGACAUCGUAUUGCAUGGGAGGCAAGUGAAUCAAGUUAUUUUUAUUCUCCAACAAGAAAUGCGGUUGCAAAUUUGUUAGCUUCAUCUGGCUUUGAAUUGACCGGUGAAGAUGCUUCUUAUCUCCGAGGACGACCACGGCUAUUUGACGAGCUAUGUUCCCGAGUGAAGAAUUUUUUCCCAGAUGGGAUGCCAUUGCUAGAUUCAUUUGAGAGAGUGGCUGAUAUUGGAUGGUGUGAAACUGAUUCAGAGUAUGAUGAGCUGCUUCCACUACACAAAGCAGUUGAUAGAUUAAGGUCUGAUAUAAUUACUAGCCAUUGGAAACAAAAUGAAUCGAUAUUUGAGUUGAUUAUUGUGCUUUGCCUUCCUGAAAUGAAAGAACGAUUGGAGGCUGUUGAUUUGUUUGCGCAGAAAGUAGAUAAGAUUAAUCAAUUAGCCUGUUUCUAUGCUAAGGAGGGCAAACUCAUUGAGUUGGCCAUCAUAUUUAUCAUAUCUUGGGAAAAGGCCAUGGAUCCAAUCAAGCUUAAGAUUAAUGGUGAUAGUUCUGAGAGGUCUAUGACAUUUCGACAGUUCAUCAACAGUGAAAUGGCACAAGCAAUUGAUCUAGGGUACCGACUAAUAGGAAGAAUAACAAAAGAAGAAGAAGAAUUAAGUAAGUUCUGUAAGCAACGGAAGGAGGCAAUGAUAUCUGCACUUCCCCUAGUGGGAAUUUUUGAGAAAGCUGGUGUUAACCUGCGAGCAUAUUUUCAGUUGGAGAAAAACAUGGUGCGAAAAGAACAGGUCGUUGAAGAUGUGAUGGAGCUUCUUGCAAAAGUAGGCUAUAAAGUCAAGUCUGAGGACAUUAAAAUAGGAGAUGAAGUUGAUAGUUCGAUGGAGUUGCCCUUGGAAGGAAAGGGUGGGGCAGUACAAGAGCUAAAGAAAAUUGCUGUAACCACUACAAUUAGCGGAUUCCAGCGGCAAGAUUUUACAAGGCCUGCGUAUGUGCUACCAUGUGGUUUUGUUGAGGGUGCGUAUGGUCGAGCCGAUGAUAUUAGGAAAUUUCUUUUCACACGAUAUACAAGGGAAUGUUUUCGUUUGUCAUCUGGUGUCCAGUCAUUUCGUGCAUUUUGGACAUCAAAUCCAAAAGCUGGCUACUGUUCUGGUUUUCCGAUAGCGUUGAAGGUUCAAAAGAGAGAUGUUGUUAGAGGGAAUUGGCUCAUGCAGAAAUUUUCAGCCAGUAAGCAAUUGAGCUCUGUUGCAUUAGCAGCCAAGAGAGGAAUUAAAUAUCUUUGAUCAAGCGUGCUUUGCAAGGUAGAGAAAUGUAUUUCCCUGACUUAACUCUGUUCUUCCGAUUGCCUUCUCUAGAUUCCAUUUCUGGAUUCAGAUUUUGGGUGCCAUGCUCCCUUUUUUUUAUUGUUUCAGUAAUUGUAGCUCUCUAUUACAAGCAUACUGUAUUUAUUUAUUUUCUGGGUAGUUUCUAUGGGCCUAUUCUUGUUGGCUUUAGCUUUUCUUAAAGCCGAUGAUGAA
This is a messenger RNA of Coffea arabica (coffee), 2632 nucleotides long. RefSeq lists its product as uncharacterized. The record is from RefSeq and is a predicted model, not a curated record. Lineage: Eukaryota; Viridiplantae; Streptophyta; Magnoliopsida; Gentianales; Rubiaceae.